This is a messenger RNA of Protopolystoma xenopodis, 405 nucleotides long. Lineage: Eukaryota; Metazoa; Platyhelminthes; Monogenea; Polystomatidea; Polystomatidae. The record is from the annotation of a GenBank genome assembly.
CCCGAGCCCCCACAAGGCAAUGCAAUCAUUCUGCUCAGUCCAACGGCUCUUGAGGUCUCCUGGCGAGCGGCGAAGGAGCGCUAUGAGGAACUCCGCUACUACAAGUUGACAUGGCAACCGGCCAUGAAGGAGGGACGUCGUACGUCUAGUGGUGAGAUGGAGGAGCCGGUCUCCACGUCGAUACUCUUCGACAAGGCCGGAGAAAGGUCGAAGAAUGUGCCCGUGGACGAGACGAAUCCCACCAAACUGUAUGUGGUACCGAUAAGUGAUCUGCAACCGGAUGUCACCUAUCAGGUCUCGGUUGCUGCGGCCAACCCGCAGGGAGUGGGCCCUGCUUAUCGUUUUCCUAUCGUCAAGACGACCUCUGAUGGAUUUGCAGGGAGUGGGAGGAGAGGCAUCUUCUAG